Messenger RNA from Prorocentrum cordatum, 3564 nucleotides. The record is from the annotation of a GenBank genome assembly. Lineage: Eukaryota; Dinophyceae; Prorocentrales; Prorocentraceae.
AUGCAGUACGUCAGGAGACGCCACCUCCUGUCGACAGCGACCUGGUCCUUCUCGGUGCCGGUCGGUUCCUCUAUUGCCCGCCCCAUUAUCCAAGACGUUCAUCCAGCGCUCCGUGGAGACGCCCCUGGGCCGCUCCAUGUUGCAGUGCCGCAUCAGCAGGUACUCAACGACAUCUCAGACUGGGCGAGGGAUGAGCUCAAGGUGGCCGAGGGGACCACGCUGGUGCUGCUGCUGCCGCGCCUGGCAGCCAGUGGCUGCAUCGCGUGCCGCACCGCAGUCGCAGGCCCGCCGGGGGUGCCCGCGGCCGCGGCGGAGAGGGAGCUGGGGAGCCCCGCCGCCGCUCCCUCCGGCAAUCGGCGCGCCGUGGCCGAGCUGCUGGGCCGCGACGGCGGCCGGCUGGCGCGGGAGCUGCUGGCCGCCUCCCCGGCCCUCGGCGGCGCGGUGCUCGCCGCCGCCGAGGCGCCGCCGGAGGGGGCCCCGGGCUGCGAGGCAGAGGAGCCGAGCAGCGGCGAAGCCUGCAGGCAUGCCGGGGCGGCCGCCCCCCUGCCCUCCAAGAAGGAGGCGGCCUGGCUGCGGCGGUCCCUGGCGGCCCUGGCGGCCCUGCCGCGCCCCGCGGCGCCCGGGCCGCCGCCCGCUCGCCGCGGCCUGCGCCCGCCCCCGCUGGGGGCGGUGCGGCCCCGGGGGUGGCUGCGGCGGACGCUGGAGCUCAGCGCGGCGGGGCUGGCGGGGCGCCUCUUCGAGUUCUACCCGCCGGUGCGGGACUCGGGCUUCCUCGCGGGGGACCUCCCCUACGCGCUCAACGGGCUCGUGCCCCUCGCCGCCGCCACCGGGGAGGCCCGCCUCACCGCCCUCUGCGUCGAGGCGGUGGCGCGCGUGCUCUCCACCCGGGGCGCGGACGGGUGGCUGGGCCCGGACGAGUGGCCCGGCGCCGACGCGGACGGUGGGCCGGAGCGCUUCGUGGCGCUCAGCGCUUCGAUCUGGGCGCGCGUGCCGCUGCUGCAGGGCCUGGCGCAGUUCGCGGAGGCGGCUGCGGAGUUCGGGGCGGCGGCCGCGGAGUGGGGCGGAGGCGCCGCAGCGCUGCAGUGCCAGGCCUUCGCGGCCGUGGAGGGCUUCGUGCUCGCGCUGGCGCGGCGGCUCGACGCGGGCCGCUGCUCGCUGGUGGCGUGGAGCGCCGCGCGCUGGCCGGACCUGGUGGCCACGCUCGGCUGGCUGCUGUCCAACCCCUCGGGGCCCGGGGGCAGGUGCGAGCCCCUCUCCGACCGCACCCCCUCCACGGUGCACGCGCUGGCGUGGCUGGCGCGGGUGCAGGGUUACGACUGGGAGGGGUGGUUCGCAGAUGGCACGUUCCCGGAGGAGGCGCUGGGGCGGCCCAACUUCAGCCUCUACUCCCACGGCGUCAACAACGCCGUGGCGGUCAAGUGGGGCGCGGCGUGGGCCGCCCGCUUCGGCGCGGGGGCCUCCGCGCGGCUCUCGCUCCACGCGUGGCGGCAGCUGCAGGAGCACCACGGCGUGCCGUCUGGGGCCUUUGGGGCCGACGAGCACCUGGCCGGGUCGGCCCCGGGCCGCGGCACGGAGCUCUGCGUGGUGGUCGAGUCGCUCCGCAGCCUGUCCGAGGCCUACGCCGCCCUGCCCUCCGAGCCGAGCCUGGCGGACGACCUGGAGCUUCGGGUGCGAGUCGACGCCAGCCACCAGCUCCGCCUCGCCACCUCGGCGUCGACGGCGGCGCGACGACGGGCGCCGACGGCCUCCGACGGCCAGUGCUCGGUGGUCGGGCGACUCCAGCGGCGCGUGAGCGCAGCGCUGGCCUGCCUGCUCUCCCGCUCCCUGCAGGAGCGCCUGGCCUUCAACGCGCUGCCGGCCGCCGUGGGAGUGCUGGCGGGCCGCUUGGGCUGGCUGCGGCAGGGAGCCCCAGAGGCUUCCGCGUGGAGAGCGCCGUCGCGAAGCUGCUGCAACGGCUGGCGCGAAGCUGGCUGCUUUCAGGCGCGUGUCCUGGCACUGGAGGAGCAGCUGCGGCGAAGCGAGGGCCCUGAGGUCCAGCGCAGACUGGACGCCCUGGUACCUUUUCUCGAGGAGGAGGUUACUGCCAGGCGCCGCGGGGUCGCACCCGAGCACCCGAGGAUGGAGGUCAUCAUCAGGAACGUGGCCAUGCACGUCUUCGGGCUGCCCAUGGCCCAGCUGCUGGGGCUGUCUUUCAAGCAGCUCAACGGCGGCGUGCAGCGCGGCGCCCAACGGCGGUCCAAGCAAACCAUCGUCGACGUCGUGGUAGAGAUCUGCGAGGCGGAUGCUGGGGUGAGCCGUGUGGCUGCUGGCGUUCCUGCUCCUCCGCUCUGCUCCUCCGCCUUCCGCGCCGAGGCGCCGAUCUUCGUGCCGGGUGCUGCAGCGUACCCGCCGCCGACUGGUGGGGACGUAGAGGAGUUACUGGCCGCUCUCAGCGAGGGGCCCUUCGAAGGGGAGGGCCAGGCCGACGUGUGCAUCGAGGAGGUGCACUUAGACACCAUCGACGGCCAGAACCAGGGGGCCGAUUCGGCCCCGCAGGCGCCGCUGGCCGACGAGAUGGCGGCGCUGGAGCCGCUGGAUGCCCUCGCGCAGCACGGCGGCGCCGAGGCGGAUCAGGUGCUGCGCGACGAGAUCGAUGCUGCCGCCCACAGCCUCGUCGAGCUCGAGGGGCUAUUGGCCGCCGCCACCGCGGAGGCCACGAAGGCAGAGGGAGGCUCGGGGAUCGUGGAGGUCCCGCAGGCGCCGCUGGGCUACGACAUCGUCGCCAUCGGCAACAUGAGCGUUGCCGAGAUGAAUGACCACAGUGGCGUUCGCCGCCCUCCUGGCCCAUGGGCGGACAAGUUCGUGUUCGACGAGGGCCAGAGCGACGGAGUCUCGGACGCCGAGAGCUCUGUCGACGGCGACGCCUACGCGGACCUCUUCGUGGUGGACUGGCGGGGGCGCUACGUGGCGCUGUGCCAGUCCGCCGCCGACGAGAGGACGGAGCCGCCCACCGGUGAGAAGUUGCUCGCGGUGGUGAAGCAGGUCGGCCUGGAGGUGGCGCUCUUCAGCUACAAGUCCGUGGACAGGCUCAUUGGGGACCUGCUCGGGCACGCCGAGGACUUGGCGCCCGCCGCUGUGGGCAAGCCCAUCCUCGAAGUGGCGUUAGAUCAUGCUGUGGAGGAGAACCUGCCACAGCAGCAAACCACGGAGGGCCAACUCGACAAGAGGCUAGCCAAGGCCCUUACCAUGAAGGUAAAGGAGCAUCUGAACGAGAGCACUCAGCCGCUGCACAAGAUUUUCAAUAAGCUGGAGGAGAAGCAGCAGACGCAGCACAAGGAGAUGGAAGACCAGCUCGACAAGACGCUUGCGGAGGACUCCAAGAAUAUGAAGUUGCAGUUGCUUGGUAGCCUGCAGCCGCUGCGAGAGGUGAUGAAGAUGCAGUUGCUUGCGAGCCCGCAGCCGCUCCACGAUGUUCCCCACGCGCUGGAGCAGGAGCAGGAGCAGCUGCACGCGACAACGGAGGGCCAGCUCGACGAGAAGCCAGACGAGGCGGCCGUCAAGAAGACGAAGGGAGCAGCUGCCUGA